AUGAGCAGGCACAGCCGCCAACGUCGUUCGGGUUGUUGUACCGUGUCCAGAUAUCCAUCAAAGACAGGCCGUAUGUUUCGAAUGAUAUUAUACCAACUCUUCCCGCCUCUGAGAAAGCAUUUACUCUUUGCACGGGAAAAACCUCAGCUAGUUUGCAUCUAUCCCAGGAUUGAUCUAUCUAUCUAUCUAUCUAUCUAUCUAUCUAUCCCAAUAUAUUUUCUAUAUGCCUAUGCAAUCUAUCUAUCUAUCUAUUAUUAUCUAUCCCAAUAUAUAUGCCUAUGCAAAUCUAUCUAUCUAUCUAUCUAUCUAUCAAUAUAUUUUCUAUAUGCCUAUGCAAAUAUAUUUUCUAUGCCUAUGCAAAUCUAUCUAUCUAUCUAUCUAUCUAUCUAUCUAUCUAUAUUUUCUAUCUAUCUAUCUAUCUAUUCAUCUAUCUAUCUAUCCAUCUAUAUAUUUUCUAUCUAUCCCAAUAUGCAAAUCAAAUCUAUCUAUCUAUCUAUCAUUAUUUACAGCUCACAGCAGCUCACAUCUAUUUUUAACUCCCUAAGUCUGUUUAUAUCUAAGGCUAUUCUUGUCACUCUCUUUCUCUCAUUAUCUAUUUGCCUCAUCCUAUUUAUAUCCUUUCUCCGUUAA
Acanthosepion pharaonis is the source of this 630-nucleotide messenger RNA. The record is from the annotation of a GenBank genome assembly. Lineage: Eukaryota; Metazoa; Mollusca; Cephalopoda; Sepiida; Sepiidae.